CCGGAAGGCGGCUCUCUACUUGUCAGAAUCUGUCAGCGGCGUCCUCAUGCAGCUGUCGGAAGUGAGUGAGCUGCGAAGCAUCAUCAGCCUCAUGCGGUUAAAUGCAGGCAGCAGUCCUCGAUUCCACGACCGGCAGGAUUCUGAAGUCGACCGGAUCUACAAUUCGUCGCCGAAAGUCGCGUCGUACGAGAUGCGGUCGUCUUGGUUGGACCGACCGUCGAUGCAAAUGCCAGUGCAGUCCAAUCCCCCGCCGCCGCAGUCCCAGACUCAGCAUGACGAUGUGGCCCCCUCGUCCCACGAAGACUCGUCGUUCAAGGCCAAGCAACCACCGCCGCCGCCCGACCACAAGCAACGCCACGGCACCAAGGACGCCUUGCGCGACGCCCCCAACGGCAAGCCCAAAGUGAUCGUGUUUGACUCCAAGAAAGCAUCCUCGUCGUCCAAUGUUGCCGUCGGCGGUACCACCGAGCCGCCGCCGCCGUCGUUUGUGUUUGAGCGCGAAGACGUCCCGUCCUUUCUGCAGUCGGUGCAAACGUCGCUGUUGGAUGCGGCGUUGCGCGGGGCCAUGAUGCUCGGCGGGAAUGGCAACGGAACCCAGAUGAUGACAAACAAACCCCAUCACCACCACCACCACCACGCCAUGACCGACGCGCCCAUGAUCUCCCUCCAGAUCUACCUCCCCAAUCGCGCGGAAAUGCACGUCGAGCUGUACGAGGUCUCCACCGUGGAAGAAACGAUUCAAACUAUCCUCAUGUCGCACUUGCAAGGAGGCAAACGACCGCUGCUGUACUAUGGCCACCCAGAGUGCUACGAGCUCCGGCUGCACGAAGCCAAUGGGUACCCUGACGAAGACUUUCCAGCGUUGGAUCGAUCUCGGAAAAUCAAAAACUUUGGGGACAACGGCAACCACGAGUUCUGCCUCUGCGAACGACCGGAAGCGUGUCCGCCGCCCGACGGCAGCCCCGCUGCACUUACCACCUUGGAUCAGUCCAUGAUGCAGCGAAGCAUGCAUCAACCUUCGAUGACCACGGGCGGAGAUGGCCGGCGGGUGGUUCCUGGUGGCGGGGACAAGAACUUGCUCAAGAUCAUCAUGCCAAACGAGAACCAUUCGGUCAUCCCAAUCAAAGACGGCACCACGGGCAAAGACUUGCUUCCGAUGCUCAAGAAGAAGCACCGGCUGCCCAUGCUGGACGAGUACAUCCUCAAAGUGACCGAAGCCGACAAACUGCGCCUGGAUCUGCCGUCGGAAAUCAUCGACUUGGAAACCAACUUGAAGCCGCUUGGGUUGCAAGAAGUCACGCUAGCACGGAAGGUGUAUGCCGACGCCCCCGCCCCCGCCGCCCCAGCUCCCCUCGCGUCUGUCAAUGUGUUUGGCGAGUCCACCACGGAGGACGGGGAUGCUGUGAGCAAGAACGUGCGGCCGCUGCCGUCGACGUUCAUGUACAACGACGUCAAGGCGGCCAUGUACAAGGAGUGGACUGUGAUCAAAACCAACAAGUAUGGCAAGCGCCAGCAUCGCAUGUUGGGCGUCGAUUCGCACAAGGUGUACAACUCCAAAGUUGGCGAGCGCGCCAUGAUUUCCCGGACCAAUAUCAAAGUGGCGGAACGGCCGAUUUCGAGCAUCACGUGGCUGCGGUUCCUACCUGGGCCGUGCGACUUUCAGAUUCAGUACAGCCAGCCCGACGAAGAAACAAUCGACUACUCGGCUGCGACCGCGUACGAAUGUGCCGAGAUUGUAGCCAAGAUCAAGUACAUUCAGGAAAUGCACAAACGAAAGUAACCACAGACAGACUGCCACGUAUGUCAGCUGUGGCUAACAAUACCAUUUUCAGAAUGAAAUGAUUGUGAAUAAGGAGUUAAAGAGUUGGAAGCAUGUGCUUGAUGUGCUUUCCAC
Molecule: messenger RNA, 1894 nt
Organism: Aphanomyces astaci
Lineage: Eukaryota; Oomycota; Saprolegniomycetes; Saprolegniales; Verrucalvaceae
Exons: 10
Coding region: 47-1780 (577 amino acids)
Biological process (GO): TORC2 signaling
Cellular component (GO): TORC2 complex; cytoplasm; plasma membrane
Molecular function (GO): phosphatidylinositol-4,5-bisphosphate binding
Source: RefSeq, a predicted model, not a curated record